Limanda limanda (common dab) is the source of this 1927-nucleotide messenger RNA. RefSeq lists its product as uncharacterized. Gene Ontology annotation, molecular function: interleukin-17 receptor activity. The record is from RefSeq and is a predicted model, not a curated record. Lineage: Eukaryota; Metazoa; Chordata; Actinopteri; Pleuronectiformes; Pleuronectidae.
UACAGGUCAGACGUGUGCUUCAUGAUGUGGAGACUCGCGUUGAUUCUUUUCUCUUGUGCCCAUGUGCACGUGAUGUCCCAUGAAACUGAAGUGGAGUGUCAGGAAUUUGAAGGAUUACCUCCCCGCAGGGACCCAUCUCCAUCCCACCUGGCAAACUUGACGGUGGAGUUGGUGACAGUGGAAGGAAAGGGUACGCUGAACAUCAGCUGGGCAGUCAACAUGGAUGCUAGUGUGCAAUAUCUGACUGGAACACAUAUCCGACUGGAUGAAGCGUACCACUGUGAAUACAACCCACCUUUUGCAAAACAAAACGUGACUGGGCCCCCACAGAAAUGGUUUCAUUAUUUAAUAAGAGCAAGCCAUGGCUUCAACCAUAUCCAAGCUGCUAAUUUUCCUUUGCCUCCAUCGAAAGACUUCUCUUACGAGUCGGUAAUAAUUGUGAUACCUCGUUCACCUCCAAGUUUUACACAAACAUCUUCUCAAGUUUCUUCAAUUGCAGCUGACCCUCGAGUUGGGAACUCUACUCCAUUCUUGGGAAUAGGUCGUGGCUAUGUCAUCAUUUUCGGAGGACUGGCCGGUUUGAUGAUCCUGACUUCGUGCUACAUAAUCUAUAAAUGCUGUCGAACCUUCAAGGCUACACCAUUUGGUUUCAAAAGUUUGCCUCAAACUCCCAUGGUUCCGGUCCCUGUCCUCGUGGUUUACCCUGCUGAGAAUGCAGCCUUCCAGCAGGCUGUGGUGGCCCUGGCAGAGUUCCUGCAGUUGCACGGUGGCUGUAACGUGGCUAUCGACAUGUGGCAGCAGGGGAAGAUUGCAGGGCUGGGGCCGAUGCGCUGGCUGGCGGAACAGGCCAAAGCUGCCGACCGAGUGCUCAUCAUCUGCCCUCAGCACUCUUCACAGCCCUGCCACUCUCCUCCUGACGGCAGUUUCCCACAACCCUCCAUCCCAGCAGCAGCUCAUGACCUUUACCCCCUCAUCCUCAACAUGGUGGCUGGGCACGCAAAGAGCACCAGUGACCUGUCUAAAUUCUGGGUGGUGCAGCUGGGCAAGCAACAGGACAAAAGGUUGUGUAGGGAUGUGGAAGUUGAACUGCGGGCGUGCAAGUCCUUCUGUUUGAUGAAGGAUUUGAACAAACUUUGCAGGAGUCUUCAUACUCAGAGGCAGGGCAACAAGACAAUGUCAUAUCUGAGCUCCAAGGCCCAGGUUUCCUACAGUGAAAAGAGCAGAGUGAAGUUACAAGAAUCUGUAGUAAAGAUUUUCCGAGAGGUGGAACUACUGAGAAAUGAGAUCACGUCUGUUUGAACAUCUAAUGAGAACGAGGAGAGACUAUAUUAUGAGCCAAGAGGGAUGAAAACUCUUCCAUUACUGCUAUUGUUUUGUAAAAUGCAAACCACAUGCACGUUUCUGUCAGGAUGUGAUCUGUGUUUUGCAGUAAUUCAUAGUGUAGUCUGUUUAUUCAUCUAUUUUCUAAUAACACAAAUGUUUUUCUAGUAGUGUAGAAACUGUCCUCAAACAUGUUCUGUAUUUAUCAUCAUGUAAAAACUGUAAACAGCUUCAAGACUGAAAGUUUUCUAAAUAUUCUUCAAAUCAUAAACAAUACCAUAAUCUUUCAGGCAUAGUUCAGAACUGUGACAGCCUGUCACCUUACAUGCUAACGUACUGAAUACAAAUGUUACAGUUAUAAUUUAAUUUAUUUUGUUUACAAGUCAUUAUACUGUUUGAUUUUUGGAUACCUUGACAAACACACUUUGAGACGGACUGGAAGUAUAACACAUGAAACACAAUAUUAAAUUGUUUUAAAUAAGGAUAGUAACCUUGUCCACAUUAACCCACACCUAAUGUUAACCAGUUAAUGGAACAGUUGUAUUAACUUUGUUUGCCUUCUCUCCCUCUGUUUGACCAGUUUUAUGAUGAAUAAAUAAAAUAAUCA